Cyprinodon tularosa is the source of this 1970-nucleotide messenger RNA. Its product is annotated as guanine nucleotide-binding protein G(q) subunit alpha-like. Lineage: Eukaryota; Metazoa; Chordata; Actinopteri; Cyprinodontiformes; Cyprinodontidae. The transcript is spliced from 7 exons. Gene Ontology annotation, molecular function: guanyl nucleotide binding; G-protein beta/gamma-subunit complex binding; G protein-coupled receptor binding. Gene Ontology annotation, biological process: action potential; phospholipase C-activating dopamine receptor signaling pathway; adenylate cyclase-modulating G protein-coupled receptor signaling pathway. The record is from RefSeq and is a predicted model, not a curated record. The coding region runs from base 1 to 1080 and encodes 359 amino acids. Gene Ontology annotation, cellular component: heterotrimeric G-protein complex.
AUGACUUUGGAGCCCAUGAUGGCUUGUUGCCUGAGUGAGGAGGCGAAGGAGUCCAAGCGAAUCAACGCUGAGAUCGAAAAGCAACUCCGGCGGGAUAAGAGAGACUCGCGCAGGGAGCUGAAGUUGCUGCUCUUAGGGACAGGAGAAAGUGGCAAGAGCACUUUCAUCAAACAGAUGAGGAUAAUCCACGGGACAGGCUACACAGAUGAAGAUAAAAGGAGCUACACAAAGCUGGUCUAUCAGAACAUCUUCACCUCCAUGCAGGCAAUGAUCCGUGCUACGGAGACCCUCAAGAUUCCCUUGAAGUAUGAAGAGAACAAGAAUAAUGCCCAGCUGGUGCGUGAAGUGGACGUGGAAAAGGUGUCGACAUUUGAAGAGCCAUACAUCAGUGCGAUCAAAAUGCUUUGGACCGACCCUGGGAUUCAGGAGGCUUACGAUCGCAGGAGAGAGUACCAACUCUCUGACUCGACCAAAUACUAUUUAAGUGAUCUUGGUCGUAUUUCUGAAGCGUCCUAUCUACCAACCCAACAGGAUGUGCUUAGGGUUCGAGUCCCAACCACUGGGAUCAUAGAAUACCCUUUCGACUUGCAAAGCAUCAUUUUCAGGAUGGUGGACGUUGGAGGUCAGAGGUCAGAGAGGAGGAAAUGGAUCCACUGCUUUGAGAACGUCACCUCUAUCAUGUUUCUGGUGGCGCUCAGCGAGUAUGACCAGGUUCUGGUCGAGUCAGACAAUGAGAACCGUAUGGAGGAGAGCAAAGCCCUGUUCAGGACCAUCAUCACAUAUCCCUGGUUCCAAAACUCGUCUGUAAUUCUGUUCCUCAACAAGAAGGACCUGUUGGAGGAGAAGAUCAUGUACUCUCACCUGGUUGAUUAUUUUCCAGAGUUUGACGGUCCACAGCGGGAUGCUCAGGCAGGUCGGGAGUUCAUCCUGAAGAUGUUUGUAGACUUGAAUCCUGACAGUGACAAGAUAAUCUACUCCCAUUUCACAUGUGCCACCGACACGGAGAACAUCCGUUUCGUCUUCGCAGCCGUCAAAGACACCAUCCUGCAGCUCAAUCUCAAAGAAUACAACUUGGUGUGAGAGCGAGGGUCCUCGGCCGAGACACCAGCCUCUGAAGAAACACUUGGUGCAGGAGUUCCCCCUCCAGAGACGCACAUCUGCAUGAAAACACACUGCUGCACAAAGAGACGAGCAUUGCUUUAAUCUUUACCAGACCAACGCAAUCCUCUGUUGCUCCUUCUCUCCAUGCAGUUUUUUUGGUUUGUUGACAUUUGAAAUAAUUUUCUUUUUCCAAUUUUGUAGUUUUUACUAACUGCUGGCAACAUCACCAAUGAAAUACAUUAAAAUUGAACAUUUAUUUGUCCUCUCUCUGGCACACCUCUCUGCCCUCACUUUUUUUUCUAUAUUAUUUUAUGUCAAAGGUAGGUGGAGGGCCUUCUCUGGGUAGAACUAGCCUUUGUGGACAAAGGGCUCUCUCAUGCAUGCUAUACACUACAGCAUGAGUUCAUGACACAAGGCUGCAGAUCACUGGACUCUGCUUAUCUGCAAGGGAUAACGAAUUCUAAAAUCCUUCAAGGUGACGCUGAGGUGCAGUCAGGUACUUAGUUCUGUGGAACUUAAAACUUAAAUAGUUUGUAUUUUUCUCUUCAAUCACCCUGAUCUCCACCAGAGCAGAUGAGCUCCAUUGAAUGUAAAUAAGGAUUUGAUUCUGCUCACGCAGUUUUACAGUGAUAACUAAACAUUGUAUCUUCACUUUAUAUAUAUAUAUAUAUAUUUAGAAAUGUUAACUUCUUGAGCCUAUCACUUCUGCUAUUAGUUGUCUGUGUGUGGGAGAUGACUACUCAUAGGAGUGCAAAGGAAAAAGUCGCAGCUUAUUCCUCUUAAAUCAUUUCUUGGUCCUUCUACUUAUCUGGAGGUGUUUUUUUUAAUGUUUUUUUUACAUUGCAAAAUGUAAAAAAAAAAAAAAAAAA